AUGACUGUCGUUGCAACGCCACCCAGCUUCGCCAACAUCAACCGGCCGGCAUGGGGUAGUGGAAGCAACGGUCCCAUCAACCACGACGAGGUCAGAGGCAUGUUUGCUCCGCGCAAGACAAUGCAGCGGACAAACUCGUCGUCCUCCAUCGCCUCCAACUCGUCGACCUCGUCGACCUCGUCCACAUCCACCCUCGUCUCGUCGAACGGCUCCAUCAACGGCGGUCCUGUUGGUGGCGGCACGGCUACGCCCGUGGGCGACUCGAACGGCUUUCCCAUCACCACCUUGCGCAAGAGGCCUCCGCAAAAAUCAUCAUGGUCCACCAAUAGGCCUGCAGAAGGGCCAUCGGAUUUUGUGCGAGGCGGCGGGGGUGGACAGAUGCCGACCGCAGGGCUGAACGGCGCCUCCGCUAUGCACCAGAUGGCACCCUAUGCCUCAGGCCAGAUGCCCAAUGGAGCCAACGGACUCAUGGCCCGCUCUGCCGGCGAGUCGGCGCCUCCACAGAGCCAGCCGGUCCUGUACCUCAUCUCAUUGAACGGCACCUUUGACCGCAAGACCAUCACCGUUCCCUACCAUCCAGAGACGCUUCGCAUCGGCCGGCAAACCAACAAGACCACCACUCCGACGACUGUCAAUGGCUUCUUUGACAGCAAGGUGCUGUCGCGACAGCACGCCGAGAUCUGGGCAGACCGCCAAAGCGGCAAGAUCUGGAUCCGCGACAUCAAAUCCUCCAAUGGCACAUUUGUCAAUGGCACCCGCUUGUCUGCCGAGAACAGAGAGUCUGAUCCGCACGAGCUACAGACAAACGACCAGCUGGAGCUGGGCAUAGACAUUGUAAGCGAGGACCAGAAGUCGGUUGUCCACCACAAGGUGUCUGCGAGGGUAGAACACGCGGGCUUCAUCAGUCCAUCGAGCAACCUGCUGGACAUGAACUAUGGCGACUUGGACCCUGCCAACAACUCCAUGUUGGGGCCGCAGAUUAACGGCAUUCCGUACUACGGACGGCCGGGCAACCAAUCGUCGCAGGGCACGGCAGGCCGAAUGGCGCCGUCCACAAACAUGGCCGUCCAGGCCAACGGGGCCGCUCUGUCACGUAACUUGUGGCUUACCGGUCCCUCAACGGAGGCGAUUGUGAAGAAGAUUCACCAAGAAAUGCGUAACGCAAAGCAACAAUCCAACGAUCUCAUACGCACACAGGAGUUCCUGAAAACCCUGCUAUCGAAAGACGAUCUUCGGAACGACCCCAAACGCGACGAGGCUAACGGCUCACGAUCAUCGCUAAUGGUCAAUGGCAACGGCCUGCCCUUCCGGACAGACGCGAAGGCACGCUUCUCCGACCCCCCGGCGCCUCCGCCGCAGCAGCCUCUGCCGGAAAAGCCAGAUGUGCCAUCGUUGAAGCGCGGCAGCACAGAGCGGCCGAAGUCUGGGUCUUAUCCGAACUCAUCCCCUGCCAAGCAAGAUGCAGUGGGCCAGAUGAACCAGCUGUCAGAUGCAUUGAAGACGGCCAAACUCGAGAUCGACACUCAGCACUCUCGUGUGCGAGAGUUGGAGGAUAAACUACAGAAAGAACAGGAGGCGAGAAAGUCGGCCGAGGAGCUGGCACGUCGACUUGAGGAAAUGACGUCUGCUCGGCAUAUGAACGGGUCGGCAUCGGGCCUGGCUGGUCAAGGCGCAAUGCUUGAGGGAGCCUUUGAGCCACCGACCGCCGAGUCCGCUGCGGCGGCAGAAAGUAAAGCUGUGACAGGAUUAACUGCCGAGAGCGGCCAAACAGCACGUGAGCUGCAAGCGCUCACCAACGGCGGGCUUGCUGGUGACAGCGUCAUCCUCAGGAGUCAUGUCGAGUCCAUGGUGAUGGAGAUGGAGGGCAUGAGGAAGCAGCUGGAAGAAUUCCGGAAGCGAGCAGAGAAGGCAGAAGCCGAACGGGACGCCGACCGAGAGACGUUGGCGCAGAUGGUGAUGAGGAUCCGCGAGCGAGACGAGCAAGACGCAAAGCUGGCCGCAGCUUCAGGAAUAACCGGAUCCACUGUAGCGACACAGUCGACACAGACGAUCUCAAGAUCACUGUCACGGGGACGGCAAGCAUACAGCAUCGGCCUCUUCAAUCUGAGCAGUGUAGCAGAUGCCGAUAAGAAGGCAGCAUCAUCAGCAGCUGAUGGGUCGAAGCACGGCGCAGAAGUAAAGGCGUUAGUGGCCAAGUCCCAGACGGAGUCGCAAAAGCAGGGCGAGAAGACUGCAGAGGAGCGUCCGACACUGUCGCGCAUGAACACCAUCACGCCGACGUCCAGCUCGCUCACCAAGACUAGCCGCGAACAGGCAGUCGCUCAAGCCAUUCCAUAUGCAUCCAUGGUCGGCGUCGUCCUGUUGGGCGUGGGCUUGAUGGCAUACAUCAACGGCUGGAAGCCGCAGGCUCCGCGUCUGGACUGCUGA
Molecule: messenger RNA, 2427 nt
Organism: Grosmannia clavigera kw1407
Lineage: Eukaryota; Fungi; Ascomycota; Sordariomycetes; Ophiostomatales; Ophiostomataceae
Product: cytoplasm to vacuole targeting protein
Exons: 2
Coding region: 1-2427 (808 amino acids)
Cellular component (GO): cytoplasm
Molecular function (GO): protein binding
Source: RefSeq, a predicted model, not a curated record